UGCCCCACUCUCUCUCUCUCUCUCUCUCUCUCUCACGCCAUCGCUAUCCCAUCUCUCCUCCACCAACCUCUCCUCCUCCAUUUAGACCCCCUUGCUCGCCACCUCCCACAACCAGAUCGAAGAAGCAGAGCGAGAAGGUAGGAGAUCCCUCCUGCCCGGCCAAGGAACAAUACAUCCCCAGGAACAAUCAAUGGCCGGCUUUGAGGGCGUUGUCGUCUCCGAUCCAUGGCUCCAGAACCAGUUCACCCAGGUCGAGCUCCGUUCCCUCAAAUCCCAGUUCCUUGCGAGCGGCGGAGGACGAGGGUCCCUCACCCUCCGCGAUCUAUCGGCCACCAUGUCGAGGCUCAAGAUCGCCGGCGACUGCCUUACCGAGGACGAGCGGGCUGCCUUCCUGAGAGAGUCCUAUCCCGACCUCGACCAUCAUGUCGACUUCGAGCUCUUCCUUCGGGUGUAUCUGAAGAUGCAAGGGCGGGUUGGUGCCAAGAACUCAUCAUCGGCCUUCCUCAAGGCCGCCACCACCACUCUGCUCCACACCAUCAGUGAGUCCGAGAAAGCCUCCUACGUCUCCCAUAUCAAUAACUACCUUGGCGAGGAUCCCUUCCUCAAGAAGUACCUUCCCAUCGAUCCGACGACCGAUGAUCUGUUCGAGAUAGCCAAGGAUGGCGUUCUCCUCUGUAAACUUAUCAAUUUGGCUGUCCCCGGGACCAUCGACGAGCGGGUGAUCAACACGAAGAGAGUGCUGAACCUGUGGGAAAAGAACGAGAACCUUAUGCUGUUUCUUAAUUCAGCCAAGGCCAUUGGGUGUACCGUGGUUAAUAUUGGAACGCAGGACCUAGCUGAAGGGAGG
Musa acuminata AAA Group (dessert banana) is the source of this 847-nucleotide messenger RNA. RefSeq names its product fimbrin-2-like. The annotation marks the transcript as partial. Gene Ontology annotation, cellular component: cytoplasm; actin filament bundle; actin filament. NCBI's taxonomy places the organism in Eukaryota, Viridiplantae, Streptophyta, Magnoliopsida, Zingiberales, Musaceae. Gene Ontology annotation, molecular function: actin filament binding. The transcript is spliced from 4 exons. The record is from RefSeq and is a predicted model, not a curated record. Gene Ontology annotation, biological process: actin filament bundle assembly; actin filament network formation.